Ostrea edulis (European flat oyster) is the source of this 6312-nucleotide messenger RNA. RefSeq lists its product as uncharacterized. The record is from RefSeq and is a predicted model, not a curated record. Bases 3886 to 5406 code for a protein of 506 amino acids. The transcript has 4 exons. Lineage: Eukaryota; Metazoa; Mollusca; Bivalvia; Ostreida; Ostreidae.
AAUUUCUUUUCUUUUUAACUUGCGAAAUUCACAGGUGCUUGUGGACAUUUAAAAAUACAAGAAGGGGGGUACCGGAAGUCCUGUCCACAAGCACCUGUGGCGAAAUUGAGGUCUGUAGUGAUUUUGUUUUGGGGUGGGUGGGUGGGUGGAUUUUCGGUAUUUCUGGUCGGACUCGGAGUCCUCUGAGCCUGCACGUGUUUUUCUCCCUCUUACCCGCGAACUCUAGGCAAGCGGACGGGGAUUUUAUUGCGCAGCACUGUAGUCAUUGUAUUUGUUAACCCCUUGUAAGUUGUUCUGUGUAUUUGUUAAUAUAUCUGUUUAUAAGUGUUUUUCCGGUGUUCUUCGUGUGUAGGAAAUCACUUUAUUGGCGUCGCCGGUAGGAUAUUUUGCCCACCUGCGCCGCGGAUCAUAGCGGGGGCCGCGUGGUCGCAGGUGGGAGCCAUUUUGAAAUGUUAGAAUUUCUUAGUUAAUUUUAUUAGUUUACAUGGUUAAAUGUAAUUAUUGUGCCUUGUCUUGUAUUAUUCUGGUUUGUGGCUAGGCAGUAAUUCUGAUGGCCUGGUAUUCUGGUCAGGUGAGUCCGUAAGGGAUACAAGACGAAGAUGGUCUAUCAUGUCAGAUACGGGACUGGUACGAUCCGCGUAGCGGCGAGUGAUCAGUCCCGUAUCUGACACAAUAGACCAUCGGAGUCUUGUAUCUUACUUAAAACAUUGUUCUAUCUAAAAACAAAUGCAUUUAAAGGCAAAAAACCCACGUACAAAUAUACAUUGGUAUAGACAGAUGUAUUUACACCUUUCGUUUCUGAUUUGUUUUUAUACGCCCGUCUUAAGACGGGACGUAUUAUGGUAUGGUGUUCAUGUCUGUCCGUCCAUCUGUUAGCUUUUUCGUGUCCGACCCGUAACUUAAAUACUACAAGGCCUAGAAUCAUCAAACUUUGUCUGUAGAUACAUCUUGGGUAGAAGGUGUGUCGCACAUUAAAACCAGGUCACUGUGACUUUUCAUUAAGAAGAUAUGGCCAUAUAUGGCAAAAACUUGUCCAGCUCAUAACUUGGAAACUAUUAGACCUAGAAUCACCAAAAUUGGUCAACUAAUGCAUCUUAGGUAGAAGGUGUGUUGCAUCCUACUUUAAGGUCACUAUGACAUUUAAUUAAGGUGAUAUAAAAAAAAAAAUGUUUUAAUGGGUACAAUCUAUACCGUUAACAAUAUGUUACGGGCGUAUCAUGUGCCGUGGCAGUGCACUUCAUUAAUAUUUGAUAUAUUAGGAAUUCAUAAACUUUAAUGGCACACAAGGUCAACUGUUGUCUUUUAUUCACAAAAGACUGUUAGCUCAUCAUUUCAAUUGUCAUAAUACGAUACUCCUCAAAACAGGGUUUUGUUCUUCGUGGAAAGCGAUUCGAAUGCUUCUAUUGUCUGAAGACUGUACUCAACAAAACUGGUUUUCUUUUUUGGGUGAAUGAGGCUACGUAAAGGGUGUUCGGAAAGAAUCUUUUAGAAAAAACAAAACAUUGGUUUCCCACAUUCCUUUCUGGGAACCCAGAUAUGAUACUGACACGUAGGCCUAUAACUGGUAUAAAAACAGAAGCCACAGUCCUCUUUUUGAAUUUAGUCUGGGUGCCUCGAAGAAAUGGAUUCAGAUGAUUGAAAAGUACAUGAGUUUGCGGUAAGAUUAUUAAUUAUUUCUACAGAUUCUCCUAAAUAUAUUAACAAUUUUUUUGCACAUUAUUUAUUUUGCUUGUUUCAUUUUUGUUGUAUACAAUUUUUUUUAAUCAUUUGUAGCCCCAGAAGUGGAAAAUGCAAUGCAUUUUAUCUCAGAUCAAAAAUCGCUCCUACGGGGAAUGUAUGGUACAACGUCCCAGUCGGGGUACAUGAACUGCAAUAGAUUGUGGCCAAAAUGUUAAAGAGGCAGGAUUACAAAUCUCUCUUCGGGCUACUGCCGCUACACGCCUAUAUGCUGCGGGUGUUGACGAGCAACUUAGAGCGGAAAAAACUGGUUACAGGUCAUCUGUGAUUCGCAACUACAAACGCACCUCCGAGGAACAAUUACAGAGUGUAAGUGAUUUAAUUCACCGUCCAGUUUACCCGCCGGAGCCGAAGAAAGUGAAGCUCAAUGAAAGUGUUUCCUAUGGAUCAGAAAAAGAAAUAAACAUCACUGCCGGGGAUGUAACAGUGAAUUGGUGAUUUUAAUGUGCAUGUGUUUAAAUGAAUGAUUGUGACAUGGAUUUAUAACUGUGAUGCCUAAACGAUUUCAUAUACGGUAAAAUCGGAUUAUACAUGAAACACUCAUUUCGUAUAAUUUACUGGAAUAUUUCACGCCUUGAAUAUUGUAUUUGAUGUAUAAUAAAUAUGUUUUCUCGCACAACGAAGAGUGGUCUUUGUUCCUGGUUUUUACUGUCAGUCCAGUAUUUCUCAUAAUAUGGGCCUGCUCUUAAUAAUACUGGACUAUGUUCAGUACAGUAUGAAAAAUAAAGUACUGUCAUGACAAAGAACUGACGUCACAACAAUGUAUUAAGAGAUGGAUAGGUGACGGGGGGCAUCCCGGGGGAUAAGGUAGUCGGGCAGGAAAGCUUGGCGGGUACCCAAGUAAGGGAUGCGGGGUGGCAGGGGUAUUCCGGGGGUGAUGUUACGCGGGGCGUGACGGGCACCCAAGGAUGGAAUGCGGGGCCACAUGGGGGACUUGAAAAGGACCAAAAUUACCAGCUAGAUAGAAUGGGUUCUGUUGUAUCUUCAGGGACUGGGUCAGAUAAUCUGUCACAGGCACUGGAAGGGCGGCUUCUAAUGCUAGAGACCCAGUUGGCACAGUUGACUAACAAUGUUAGUAACAUGAUCAGUCAGGCAAUGUCUAGGAGAAACAGUAGGGGUGGCGACAGUUCCAUAGUAGUGACUCAGCAGUUAGCGGGGUGUCCUGGGAAUGUAGGUAACUCUUCCCCAGGGGUGAUUUGGGAGUUUCAUCGUUAAAUCCAGGUUGGGAUACCUUGUCCGUAGGUCAAGUAGGGGGAUGUGUUUGUUGCUCGUGGCUUCGCGAGUUUCCAUUGGUCGUGGGGUGAUGGCUAUGCAUCCCAGGUUCAACUGACGGUGAACCAGGGGCAACCCAGGUUUGGUCAUCGCAAGGGGGUACGAAAGAAAGUUAAUGAGUUAUGACAGGGGUGUGAACUCCUCCAUGUACACAGUACCCCGAAAUGCGGGGAAGGGUAGAUUAGGCUGCCGUAACCCAGCCGUUCUUGGGCAGGGUUAUUUCCUUGUGGUGUUUCCGGAUCUGCUGACGUGGAAUAUGUGAUGUCCUCUGGUGUGAUGUGCCGUGUCCGAUGUCCAAGAUGAUGCCUGUCCUGUGACGUUUUUAUGUGGAAAGUUUGUGACCGUAUGUGACUCUGUGAUGUGACUUUCCUGUUACUGGAUUUUCUGUGAUGCGUUGUGUGACCGUGACUUUCUGUGUUGUGAACUUUUUGGACUGCUAAAUUGCUAUGAUUUUAUAGAGUAAAGUUUAUCACACUGUAAAUCAUAGGUGGAAUUCAUUCAUUUAUUUGUAGGUUGUAUGUAUCUAAUGUAAGCUACAGUGUUGCAGGUUUAAUUUAUCGGAAUUGGGACAUUCCUCCUCAAAACGGGGGAGUGUAGUGAUUUUGGGGGGGUGGAUUUUUGGUAUUUCUGGUCGGACUCGGAGUCCUCUGAGCCUGCACGUGUUUUUCUCCCUUUUACCCGCGAACUCUAGGCAAGCGGACGGGGAUUUUAUUGCGCAGCACUGUAGUCAUUGUAUUUGUUAACCCCUUUAAAAACCCAGUGGUUAUAUUCAGACAAGAAACUUUCAUAUCCGGUUAGCGAAAAGGAAACUAGGAAUUUGAACAACAACUUGGGCUGAUUUUCAAGCCUGGUUUCAUACACAGAAUUUUGAAAACCAUGUCGUCAGCCGGAGCAAGACCAAAAACAAACACUAAAAAUCGACAGUGGUCAGGUGACGAUAAUUCCUGUCUACCAGCUGAGUUGCUGAACAACUUUUAUGUAGAUGUCAUCGUUAUUCACUCGAGAACGGACGAAGAACUCGCAAAUACAUUUAUUUCAAAUGUCAGAAGUAGAUUUCAAACGGAGGAUGAAUAUAUUAUCGUGAGUUAUCUUGAUAGAAGGCUGUCGGACGGGGCAGAUGGGUUUUCAGUGGAUUACAAGCGAUGCUCUGUCGCUGUGUAUCUUUUCACAAAGAAAUCUGUGGAAGAAUAUCACGGUCUAACCGAACACCCCUAUCUUCAAGAAUUGAUGUACAAAAAUAAGUUAAUACCGGUCUUAACACUGCCAAAAGAGGAACUAGAUAUUUCUAUGGCUGCCUGUGUACCAGUACCUUUGCUGUAUUAUAACAAGAAGGCGAGUGAAUGUCCAUAUGCAAUGUUAGAAUUGUUAAAGAACAACAUUAAAAUCCGUAGAAUGAAGGAGAGAAGUCAUACAGAAAAACGAGAGCGAUAUCUCAGAGACAACCCCCGGGACAUUCAGAAAGACUGCCCUGGUGCUGUUAAAGAGAAUCCUCCGGGCAUCAACAUCAAUGCAAAUACCGUUAUAGUGGGAAAUAAUACAUUGAUCUAUCAUAGCCGUAACACUGGGAGGAACAAGGAAAGUAAGCACACCAUUUCCAAGACAGACUUGACGGAAUCCUUAACAGACAAUACCAUACAACUAGACAGAGGGUGUUCUUACAGUGACAGCUGUCAGGACGAGCCAGGAAGAACACAACAAAACACUACCGAGAGCAUUCAAACACCAUAUGCUUCCAUGAGUUCCUCGUCAGAGGAAAAUUUCGCGUCUAACUCCAGCUUUUCCAAUGAACCACAAAGAGAUAGUGGCAAACACCUAAUAAACCAUGUAAGUUAUGGAACACCUCGGGGAUCAAAUUUCGAAAAUGCAAUAAAUGAUCCCUCAAGCAAUCCAGUACCGAAAGCGAUUUCCGGUGAAUAUUUCACGUGGAAUUCUGCUUUCAGUAAUGAAGAUAGAGCGACAAAUAGAGAAGAAAUGUCGCAUGAAAACAUAAGCACUAAUUCACGAAACCAUUUGCCCCGCCCACAAAAGAUAGAAUGUGAGAUACGGUCGUUUCCGUCUACGGUGUCUGUAUAUCCUUCCAUGGACGCUCCAGUAACAAACGACACAUCCACUAACCAAAGAACAACUUUGAGUCCAAGUACCGGAAGUACUAACGGUGAUGCAGGGCAGAAUAAGCAGGCUAAUAUGGAUCAGAAAAAUGUGGAAAGACCCAAGGAAAAUAAAACGCUUCAGAGAAAUAUGGAAAGAUCAAAGGAAAAUAAACCGCUAGAUUCAAGCCAGGAACGGAGGAUUAGAGAAAAGGCAAUCGCGAUCUGUGAUCCAAAAGACUCCUUGUUUGUUUUUGCUAAAGGUUUAGGCGAAUCUUUACGUAUAGACUCUUUGUUUAAUAAUGAUUGAUGUAAACAUUAUUCAUAAACGUUUUUUAUACUGCACUUAAGUUUAAGAUAUCUAUCAGAGCAGUGUGGAAACAAAUAACGAAAAGAACAAAUGAAGCUUGCUAAACGCCUUUGUAAAAUCUAAAUUUGAUGAUGGAAACUGUCUAUAUUUUGGAGUUGGGGAAAACAUUGGACCGGCUGCAACGGGUGCAUAAUACUGCUGCUCGUCUAUUUCCGAGGUCGCCGAAACUGGGACACAUAUUUCUGAUUCUGGCGGAACUGCAUUGCCUUCCCAUCAAUUACCGACCCCUAUUCAAGAUUUUGACCAAUACAUAUUGUUCCUUCCACGGAUCUGCGCAGUCAUACAUUGCAGUCACGACUUGUGGCGCCAAAGAUCAGAGCAAAACAAUACGGACAACGCCAACACAGCUGGGCUGCAGCACAUCUCUGGAAUGACGAUCCAGAUGACAUCAAGAAGUCAACAUCUCUUGAAAUUUUCCCAAAAAAACGUAACUCAUUUUUACCAAUUAACUUUUUAGAUUCUAACAUGUAUAAACUGUGUUUUUAAUUAUAAAACAUCCCAAACAAAAAAAACCCAAAAAACAUUUAAGCUUGUAAAGCGCCUUAGAGUGAUUUGUUUUACAUUAGGCGAUAUAUAAAUAUCAUUAUUAUUGUUAUUAAAAGACCAUACGGUCAAUUCAUCUUUAUCAGGAACGAAAGGCUAGAGCAAAGAGAAUCGAGACCUGUGAUCCGAAUGGUUCCUUGAUCGCUGUUGCUGAUCUUUAGGUUUCGACUCUUUGUAUGUAACCAUUAUUCAUUCACGCCUUUUGUACUACAGAUAGGUUAUAUACAGAUAGAUUAUAUACAUGUACAUGUAUUUGUAUAUAAAAAAAAAAAUAAAAAUAAAAUGUGUUUUCUUUCAAACAAA